Messenger RNA from Toxotes jaculatrix (banded archerfish), 1329 nucleotides. RefSeq names its product splicing factor 3a, subunit 2 (gene sf3a2). The transcript is spliced from 8 exons. Gene Ontology annotation, cellular component: U2 snRNP; catalytic step 2 spliceosome; U2-type prespliceosome. Gene Ontology annotation, molecular function: zinc ion binding; nucleic acid binding. Lineage: Eukaryota; Metazoa; Chordata; Actinopteri; Toxotidae. The record is from RefSeq and is a predicted model, not a curated record. Gene Ontology annotation, biological process: spliceosomal complex assembly. The coding region runs from base 160 to 1038 and encodes 292 amino acids.
AAGAGGGAGCCGCGUGGGCAUGCGCACGAAGGAUACGUUGGCGUGAUAGUAACGUUGUGGAGUUGUUAAUCAGGAAGGAUCUGUUUGGAAUAUCUGUCCAGUUUUGACUGGACACUGGUGUGGGUGUGUCUGCGGGUUUGAGUUGAUCACCUUGCAAAGAUGGAUUUCCAGCAUCGAGCUGGAGGGAAGACAGGGAGCGGUGGGGUGGCAUCAGCCUCUGAGAGUAACCGUGACAGACGGGAGCGGUUACGUCAGCUGGCCCUCGAGACCAUUGACAUCAACAAAGAUCCCUAUUUUAUGAAGAAUCAUUUAGGAUCAUAUGAGUGCAAGCUUUGUCUGACACUUCACAAUAAUGAGGGAAGCUACUUAGCUCACACACAAGGAAAGAAACAUCAGACCAACUUAGCACGGAGAGCAGCCAAAGAGGCAAAAGAAGCUCCUGCUCAGCCAGCUCCAGCAAAAGUUAAAGUUGAAGUCAAGAAGUUUGUCAAAAUUGGUCGACCAGGAUACAAAGUAACCAAACAGAGAGACCCUGAGACGGGACAGCAGUCUUUACUUUUCCAGAUCGAUUACCCAGAGAUUGCUGAAGGAAUUGGACCAAGGCAUCGUUUCAUGUCUGCUUACGAACAGCGCAUUGAGCCCCCUGAUCGUCGCUGGCAGUACCUGCUGCUUGCUGCUGAGCCAUAUGAGACUAUUGCCUUCAAGGUCCCCAGUAGAGAAAUUGAUAAAGCAGAAAACCGCUUCUGGACCCACUGGAACAAAGAAACUAAACAGUUCUUCCUGCAGUUUCACUUCAAAAUGGAAAAAGCUAUUCCUCAGUCCAGCGGUCCAGCACCUCCUGCAGGUGUGAAGCGCCCCCCUCCUCUCAUGAGUGGAGUAGGACCUCGCCCACUGAAUGAUACUAUGCCCCCUCCCCCACCAGGAGGGAUGCCGGUCCCCCCUCUUCCACCUAGUGCCCCGGGUGCGCCCCAGAUGCCCAUGCCCCCCAUGCCAAUGAGGCCACCACCUCCUGAGGGCCUUCCAAUAUCUAAUAAUUGAUCAUCUACCAGUGGAUUAUGAUUGCUUUCUUUCAUGGUCAGCAGUCACACUGCCCUGCCUGUCUACAGUGUCCAUCUCACUUUAGAUACUGCAGGUACAUUCAGUUUUAUUAUUUCUUCAUAUGAUGUUUAAAGUCCAUGUUUAGGAAAUUUUUAAACAUUUGGUUUACGUAAAUGUGUAAGGCAGUCUGUUAUUUCAGCAGUACAAUAAUGACCACACUGUUUUGUAUAAAUGCUUUGAUUCAGAUUUCUUUUAAGAGUCUGUUUUUGUAAUUAAAUGCUGUGGAGAACA